This is a messenger RNA of Tigriopus californicus, 4059 nucleotides long. RefSeq lists its product as uncharacterized. Lineage: Eukaryota; Metazoa; Arthropoda; Copepoda; Harpacticoida; Harpacticidae. The transcript is spliced from 2 exons. The record is from RefSeq and is a predicted model, not a curated record. Bases 602 to 2584 code for a protein of 660 amino acids.
CGUCCGCCGUCGGAGCAAAGUUGGAACAGACCAACGGCUAGAAGAAUGUGCUAGGAAGAUCAAUACGACUGAGCCGUUUUGAAGGACUAACCUUCCCUCCUUCUCGUCUCCGUUCUCUUCUCUUCUCCAACAACUCCUCCAAGAGAGGGAAUGUAAGGCGAAAACGCCAAUGAGGACGAUUCCGAGGACGAGGACGAUGUUUGGGAGCCAGAGGGAGAGAAACACUCACUCACUCACUCACACACACACGCUCGCGAGUACACAUUAGUACAAGUUGCACUCUACAGUGAUCCAAAUUGUUGGUUUGGAAGUGCGGGGGUAGAAUUACUUUAAUCAAUGAUCACGUCAUAAUGACCUGAGGUGCCUUCUGGUUCGAGUGUAAUGCAGUCUGCUUGACCUGUGCAUGAGGAGCGUGGUGAAGUGAUGCCUGGAGGAACAUGUGACGGAGUGGGGAAAGCCUUCUUUCUCCCCCGGAGUAUCUAUGUAUCACCAACACAAUCCCUUAUGUAAUCUUACCCUCUCUCAGCACCUACCCCUCCCUGCGGGCUCCGCAUCGAGCUCUCCCCAGUGACCCACAUAUCCACCCACCCCAACCGCAACCAUGGGAGACAUUGCCAUGAAAAUGUUGGAGCCAUUUCAUCGGACCAUCUUCAACGACUGCCCGGGAGGCAUUUGUAAAUACAUACACGAACACAGUGAGGUCUUUCUCAUCUUCCUCACCAUCGAUGGGCUCUUCUUUCUACUCUCGUUAUUCCCGCCCUGUUUCACGUGGAGUAAUAAACGCCCAAAUGGAAAGAAACGACUUUUCUUCUCCUUCCUGGCCUGGUUCACCUUCUACUUUUGGUUGGCCUUUUUGGCACUCAAUUCGGUCUACUGUUUCGGUUUUGUGGCCCACAAAGGUCCGUGUCGAUUUGAAACCCCUGAAAAUGACACCUCGUCUUCGUUCUCCAUCUUAAACUGGGUAUCCAACCUCGAACCACGUGAAGAUGGUCCAGAUGCUUCAGUCGAAUUCUCCCCACCCCCGUCAUCCGAAGGUGGAACAGCAGGCGGAAGAGGAGGAGGAACAGGAGGAACAGGAGCGGGAUCAGGGUUGCCGCAAGAAACCCGCAUGGAACAAAAUAAAGACGAUUAUCCUUACCAGGAUAAUAACGAUUAUGACGACGACAACAACAACAACAACAACAACAACAACAACAACAAUGAAGAAGAUAUUGUUCAUGAGAUGCUUCCAACCCCCGCCCCAUUGUUAUGGACAACAAGCAAUGUGUCAUGUGCCACACCUAUUUCUGAACAUGAAGCAGAUCUGCGGAACAUGACGAUCAUUAAUGUCCUCAUUAUCAUCGUGCUUCUCAUCGUUCUAAUUGCAAAUGCAAAAGAAGUGUUCAACGCCAAAGCUCUGGAUUAUAAUGAAACAAUUUGCAAGAAAGAAGAGGUUCAAAAAUUCUUAUCGACGCUUGUGGCAAAACCCCCUGAAGUGGGACAUUACGUGAGCUGCUUUCACCCUGCGAAAACCACCGACCAAAAAUCCAGUUUAGCCACAAGAAAGGUCAUCACGUUUAGUGCCAUUGAAAAUUUCGACUACCAAUCUUGGCGAGAUUUUUCCGACCUCCGCUUGAUCGAGCCCUCACUUCAAUACCCAAUCAUCGAAAUCGAAAUUGUUCUGAAUUUCUUCCCCGGGGAUCACUUCACCGCCGAAAAAUACAAGGGCUUCGUGGUGCAACUCACCAAGGAGCACUCCGGCAAGGAUAGUAAGAUCAAUAUCGAUGACUACUUCCACAUUGAAGAUCAACGCGAAUGGACCUUCUUCAUUGGGAACUCCGAGUUCAUAUCACCUUGGUGGGAACGGGGCUGUGCUCGCGUGUUCUUCUCCUGUUUCCUUCUCAUUGGAUGGAUCUUCCGCAUGGGCUACCACGGGAAAAUCGCCAAGCACCGCGUGGAACUGAAGAAGGCCGUGUACUGUGAAAACUCGUCGCAAGACGAGGGCGUGUCCCUCUCCGCCACACCUGGCAGCAGCUCCAACGAGACUCAACCGGCGGCUAGCGCCUCCACUGCCCAAUGCGCCCAAGGGAAUGUGACGAGUGCCACGUCGGUGACGGAUGCAGGCCGAAGUAGUUCCCCGCCGGCCACCGUGACGGCCACCCAGCAAACCGAAGACAUUGAUCCGCAGCCUCAACAUGCUCAAAAAGCCACCAGUCCCUUGGACGGUGACCUCCGACAUCACGAACAACGCGUGAAUGCUGUGAUCUCGGAUCCUCCGCCUUACUCAACGGGCCGAGCACAUCAUCAUCACCAUCAGACCUCUUCAUCUCAGCACUCGCAAUAUCAUUCUCACUCACAACAGCAUUCCCUUGACCACCCAGCACAUCAGCAACAAUACCGCUUAUCGGAGCUGACAACUGGGACGCCUCCGUUGAGGUCGGUCCCUCUGACCUCUCCGCGCACUCACAUGCGUGAAACAACCAAAGACAUUGUCACUGCAGUUACGCAUCAAGACAUCAACGGUGUGUCAGCAGUGAACACGGUGGCUCUGAAGGACAUUGACGUGCAAAUGAAUUCAUUCUCGGGCUACGAAACCUAUGUCUAAGCGAACCAACGUGGAAGGGGCCCAUGCUAGCCAAGAUGUGUUCCUGCCCUUGAAGGAGCUAAACUAUGCGGCUGAAUUUCCUCCCUCUGACGCAACAACACCAUUCCAUGGUCAUUUCAGCUUUGGUCCAAUGGAACGCCCUCAUUCGACCCAUUUUGUUUGGGCAAACCGAAGAGCCGCUACUUCUGAAUAUACUUUCACAACUGGUCUUGGUUCCCUGGGAACCGUUUGACAAAUGAGCAGACCAUCUCGUUAUUAACAUCGUUCCCCUUGGCAAUACAAGACCAACCAAUGUGGUCUGUGAUACUCUGGUUGGUCUCUCUUUCUCCCUUUCUCUCCCAAUCUCUUUUCCUCCUUCCUUCAUCUCGUUUCUUCCUUCAAUUCCUUCACAUCCUCAGUCACUUGCGUCGGAAACUAACCAGAGCAUCUUCAUUCAUCCUCAUCUGUCAGUACAGUACCUUGUGGAAGUUUAGUAGUUUUCUGAUCUUGUAAGCGAACGCAACAUUGGUGGAAGAUGGUUUAUUUGUUUGUUUGUUUGUUGGUUGGUUGGUUGGUUGGAAGCAGCUCUUUCCUCAAUGAUCUCUAUCUGGUUCACUCGAUCUCUUAUCGUUAUGCGUGCAUUUGUUUCCAACGCAACCAUCGUCAUCACACCAAACAACUACCUAAUUAACAAACUAAACACCCACGCAAUUAUAUUACACCGAGGGAAUGGUUCAUACAACCAUGAUAAAUGACAUUCCUUCACCGAAAAAUAGAAUCCUCAACCCCUCGGGAGAGGAAGAAAAUCCUACGCAGAACCAUGAACAACCAGACCUUUCCAGCUCAUAAUAACUAAUAAUGCUGAAUUAAUUACGGGGACAACUCACGAUACUGCUGACGGCUCCUAAAUAUGUUCUUCUAUGCUUUCUCUUGAAAAAUCUUCUUCUACGUCUUGAUCCUCGACUUUGUUCAUGAACAUUUUACCAAUCGUAUAACUUACUAACUAGGGGCUCUACAAUUGCUAGAUCUUACAUAGAGCUAGGUGCUUGUUUUCAGGAUAUAUCAAAUCGUUUUUAAAUCAGAGUUUAUUCGAAUCAAUAUGCUUACUUACAUAUAAUAUGAACUAGGAUAAACUAUGAAUGAAGCAGUCGACGCGAAACGUAAACAAACGUUAACUAUGCAUUGUUACCAGUGAACAUGAAAGACUAAGUAAAAUUGCUUUGAUCUAUAUUCGCGUUUUUUUCUAAGAGCGAGAAUGGUUAGAAUGAUGAAUGUGAGAUUGACAUUGAGAUACUAUUGUUGUUAGAUCGAUCACUUUAGCUCAUCUUACUAACGCUGCAUAACAUUUUUAUCAACCAUUCAUGACGAUUAAUUUCGAUUAUAUUUAUUAUAAAUAUAAAGCUCUGCUCCUCUCUUUCUUGUUCAUUUCUUUGAUUGUGCCUUUGGGUGUUUCUUCCAAAAUAAAAAAUGUCCAAAUAUUUGGCUUAUCAUCCAUA